CCCCAAAAGCUCGCCAUCAUCUCUUGCUAGUUGCUUCCCGAUCCCUAGGGUUAGGUUCUCUUCCUCUCCCUCUCUCCCUCUCUCCGUCCAAGGUCGAAGGGAUCGAGAGAGAUCGAGAGAUGAGCUUCCAGGAUCUGGAAUCGGGUGGGAGGGCGCUGGGUGGCGGCCGCCUAGGGAUAAAUGGGAAGGCGGACCCUGCGCAGGCCGUAGCUGCCGGGGUUUUCCAGAUCAACACCGCUGUCUCCACCUUCCAGCGCCUCGUCAACACGCUCGGCACUCCCAAAGACACACCCGAGCUCAGGGAAAAGCUGCACAAGACAAGGCUGCACAUUGGACAGCUAGUUAAAGAUACUUCAGCUAAACUCAAACAAGCUAGUGAAACAGAUCACCUAAGUGGAGUGAGCGCUAGCAAAAAAAUUGCUGAUGCUAAACUUGCAAAGGAUUUUCAAGCAGUUCUAAAAGAGUUCCAAAAAGCUCAACGGCUUGCGGCUGAGAGGGAAACCGCCUAUUCCCCUUUUGUACCCCAGUCAGUUCCUUCCAGCAAUACUGUGAGUGAGGUAGAUAGCUCUGAUAAAGCACCCGAACAACGUGCACUGCUGGAAUCCAGAAGACAAGAGGUACUGCUAUUGGAUAAUGAAAUUGUCUUUAAUGAGGCCAUCAUCGAGGAGAGGGAGCAAGGCAUACAGGAGAUCCAGCAGCAGAUUGGUGAGGUAAAUGAAAUCUUUAAGGACCUUGCAGUACUGGUUCAUGAUCAGGGAACUAUGAUUGAUGACAUAGAUUCCCACAUUGAGAACUCGCUCGCAGCAACUGCACAGGCUAAAACACAGCUUGCAAAGGCAGCUAAGACACAGAAGUCUAAUUCAUCUCUGACAUGCUUGCUCUUGGUGAUUUUUGGAGUUGUCCUUCUGAUUGUGAUCAUAGUCCUGGCAGCAUAAUAAAUCGAAGGUGUUCCUGGAUGUUCUCAGCUUGGUUUGGUGUAUGUAAUAAAGUAUAUAAAUGUUGUGGUCUUUUAAGUGUGUGCUGAAUAUAUAUGGCCGAGUUUCUAUGGUGUUCGCGCAGGUCUUUCUUUGGAUUUUGUGAUCCUAGGCUCUGUGAUGUGUGAAUGAGCAACAAUUGUCUGCAGACCAUGUAAUAUGAAGAUUCUUCUAUCAAUCAAUAUAUUCAAGAUU
This is a messenger RNA of Dioscorea cayenensis subsp. rotundata (Guinea yam), 1169 nucleotides long. RefSeq names its product syntaxin-22-like. Bases 120 to 935 code for a protein of 271 amino acids. The record is from RefSeq and is a predicted model, not a curated record. Gene Ontology annotation, biological process: vesicle fusion; vesicle-mediated transport; intracellular protein transport. Gene Ontology annotation, cellular component: membrane; endomembrane system; SNARE complex. NCBI's taxonomy places the organism in Eukaryota, Viridiplantae, Streptophyta, Magnoliopsida, Dioscoreales, Dioscoreaceae. Gene Ontology annotation, molecular function: SNARE binding; SNAP receptor activity. The transcript is spliced from 7 exons.